This is a messenger RNA of Zophobas morio, 1932 nucleotides long. Its product is annotated as growth arrest-specific protein 1-like. NCBI's taxonomy places the organism in Eukaryota, Metazoa, Arthropoda, Insecta, Coleoptera, Tenebrionidae. The transcript is spliced from 3 exons. The coding region runs from base 205 to 909 and encodes 234 amino acids. Gene Ontology annotation, biological process: regulation of cell cycle. The record is from RefSeq and is a predicted model, not a curated record.
CCGCUGGCUGUCAGCCUCUUUCCAACACAACUUAAUUUGAAAACCUCAAUACCGCGUCGGUUGUCGCGGAGGUCGGACGUCUUCUUCGGCGCGCUGUUCGACUCCCGAGUGCUGUGUGUGCUUUAUGUUUGUGUCUGUGCUGUGCUCGCACCCGGCGUCUACGAGAUGACCAUGUGACGGGAAUCCGCCCAGCAAGACAACGGCAUGUGGUGGAUCAUGGUAUCAGUGGCGGCUCUAGUGGGUGCAGCGGCGUCGGUGCCCUGCGAAGAAGCGCGGAUGAGGUGCGCCUAUAGGGUCGGAUGCGGCAUGGCCCUCCAGAACUACGUCGUGGGAUGCUCGGGGGUGCUGCAAGGGCCGCCGCCGACGUACUGCCCCGAGAUCUGCCACCACUCGCUCAUCGCGCUCACGUCCACGGAGGAAGGGAAGGACCUGAUGAAUUGCAACUGCAGCGACGAGUACUGCGAGGACCAAAAACUCCGCUCCGAGAUCUGCCGCCCCCAGGUGAUUAAGACCAUCAACGAGUCCGUCGUAUCCUGCCGCGUGGCCCAGUGGAUCUGCGCCGCCGACGCCCUCUGCUCCACCGCCCUCGAGUACUACAACCACUACUGCCGCGCCAUGUUCCACGGCAAAAAGUGCAGCCCCCGCUGCAAGAACUCCAUCAACAUCCUGCGGCGGCAGGAGAAAGCCGCCAAGCUGACCACGUGCCUGUGUGACGGCCUGGAGGACUACGACUGCCAGGCCAUCCAGCGCAACAUGGACCGGCUGUGCUUCCACAAGCACCACCACCCGAACGCCACCCAGCGCGCCACGCCGCCGCCGCCACCGCCGCCCGAGCCCGCGGCCGCCGCGCCCGCGCCCACGCUCGCGCUGGCCGCCGCCGUCGCCCUGGCGGCGCUCUUCGUCACGUGAUGCCGUCGCGGCUGCCACCUCCGAAUCUACCUCGUUAACAGUAUUUAUUUAUUGCGUAUUACGGCACCAAAGUAGCUGACGAUUGCUAUGUCACGUUAUAGUUCCUAUGUUGAAGACAUGCCGGCGGAUCAGACACGCAGUGUACAUUGUGUAUAGGAUGUAGAGGUCGUCUGUAUAGGAGGAUGUAGUCCAGGAUUUUGUAAAAGUUAAGCUUUAAGUUAGGGUAAGCAUUCCUGAGGGAGACGAGUCAGGGAGGUCCGUCGAGUUUACCAAAGAAGAGCUUGGGCUGUAUAUUGCUUUAAGUUAUUGAGAGUUGCUUUAUACACGCUGGCACUUCUUGUUGGACUGGAGGGUCAAGCAGUGGGCGACUAGAGGGCUUUCGGGCUCGAUGGUCGCACCAUGUUUAGUUCAAAUGGCGGCACAAGCAGCAAACAGUGCGACUCCUAACCCCACUUUUUGUGAAGUCCAUACACUUAUUUCCCACCAACCGCAUCUCGCGGGGCUAAUCACGUGAGACAAUUAGCCCCUCCUUGUAGCUGGACGGCCAAUGAACUCCGUCGUGGCUCACUACGUCGAAAAAUUAACCAAAAUCCAGUCACCUGUCAAAGCAGCUGAACCGGAGUUCCACUGACAAAGCCCGCGAAAACUCGUCCCGACGAUCACAUCCGGCUAAUUCGCUAAUUAAUUAAUUAAUUAGCAGUACCAUGUGUGAUCUUCCAAGCAGCGAAACAUAAUAAAUGAGCAGCAACUGUCGGAUGAAUUAGCGUCCGUGCGGUUGGCAGCGCUGCUUAAUUUGACGCGCCGCUGUGGCCCUUAAUUAAUGUGUCUCUAGUGCCAAAAUCCCGACUCCUUUGAUCUGUCGCUCUGUUUGCGUGCCUGUCGCGCCGUCCGUCUUGUAUUAAUUUAUGAAUCUGUAUAAAUUGUUAAGAGAUAUUGUAUAGAAUUUAUUUAUGCGUGUUGUUCAGGGGUGUGCGGCCCCCGCAUGUACAAAAAUGAAAAUAAACGUAUUGUUUGUUAUCCAGA